UUUCUUCUCUUCUCUUCUUUGUGGAAAGAGAAGGGGAGAGGGUGCUUUCUCGAGCAGUUCCUUCUUCUCUUUGACCACUUUGUUGGGUGUGACUUGAUAGUUAUGGGGAGAGAGUGGUACUGGGGCGGUGGAAGAUCCACCAAAAGAGGAGGAGAUCAUCAGAAAGAGACGACCUCUUCUGGGUGCAUGUGCGCUGUUUUCCAUUUCUUUGAUUUUCAUCAGUUUCAGUUUGCCAUAAACCAGCAACCUUCUUUCAAGUUCGGCUCCUCUCUUCCCGACGAACCCACCAUUCCUAAAGGAACAGAAGCGCCAAGGAACAGCUUGGAACUAGAGCAACCUCAGUUAGAACCCAACCAGAAAGAUGGUGAUAUUUGUCUAGACAUCCCAAUGGGCAUCCAAAUCAAAACCAGUGGAGACAGAAGGCCGAAGCAAGAAGGUCAUUGCUGCGACUCUUCUUCUUCUUCCACUACUACACCUGAAAUCGUCAGGACUCCAACCCUCGUGGCCCGGCUCAUGGGGCUCGAUCUUCUUCCGGACAGCUGCUCAUCCUCCCCUAGAGUCUCUUCAACGCUAGGGACACCCACAGCGAUCCCCGGAAAGUCUCAUUCGCUCUCUGGUCGACCUCGAAAGCAGCGGUCGAGCGAUCGAAAGAGCUGGUCGGAGAAUUACGGUGAAGUUAAUGUGGGAACUCGGUCUUUGCCGGAGACCCCGAGGAUGUCCUCCGCCAGAAGAUCGGUCGACGCAGAUCGCCGUCUAUCUCUCCAAAUAAGCAAGGAGAACUUAGUUUCGAGCGAAGAAUUGGAGUUCUCGCGCUUCACCACGUUGAGGAGGAAAGAAUUCAAAAGCGACGAUGCGAACAGGAGCCCGAGUUACUACGCGAGGCACAUUGUGAUGCAGGUGAAGGAAAGCGUCGGAAGGAAAGUAGGAAUUGAUAUCACGAACAUGGUCAGGAACAGUGAACAAGGAAGAGAAUCAAGUGUUGAAGCCGUGAAGAAGCAUUUCAAAUCCAGGAAACCUUCCCGGAUUGGUCUGAAAGCUAGGGAAGACAACUCGAGCCCAGGAAAGCAAGAACAAUCAACAUCAUUUUCUCCUAGGCUCAGGCUCCUGGAGAUGAGGGACAAGAAAAUCAGACCACCAUCAAACGUGAAAGAUCAAGUUCCUCAAACUCCAAGCAAUGUCGAUGAUCUUCAGGUGCAACCCACAAAUAGUACCAUGAAGCCGAAGCCUCGAGCUCCUGAAGGGCUAGUACUGAACCAGCGCAAGUCCGCUGAGAAAUGCAAAUCGGAGAUGGAACGGUUCCAGAAGCCGUCCAGAACGUCGACUCUGAGUGUCGUCAGGAACAAGCAAGAGGACCUAUUUGUUCGUCCGACACAAGCUGCAGUGACAUCAUCGGCGAACGCUCCGGACAAGAAAAGGAAGAAAACUCCAUUCUCUGGCGACAUGCGUAGCAUCGCCGUCCCUACUCUUCUCCCAGUUAAGAAAGAUCCUUCCCCUCCGGCAACUAAAAUCCCCCAAAAGCAGGUGCAUGGUCCUCACGCAUCAAAGCAGAGCUCGCAGUUAUCUGGUGGUUCGAGCCCGCAAGAAGCGACGCAUGUGCUCAGUGCCCGAAAAAGUGAGGACGACAGGUCGAAUGGUGGCGCUUCCUCCGCCACCACCGGAGCUGUAGCAGCGGAACUGCAGUACGUUACCCUGGUACUGCAACAUUUAGGCAUCGAAAGGCACACAUCAUCAUUGUCCUCCACGAGAUGGUUCUCUCCAUCUCGACCACUCGACCCGUCAAUUUUCGGCCACCUCGAGCUCUUCUUCUCCAAUACGUCCCCUGAAGAUGGCGAUGCUGGCGCUCCGACAGAGACGUUGAAGGGUCAAUUGCAACACAAGUGCGACAGAAAGCUCUUGUUUGAUCUCUUGGACGAAAUCUUGGUUCAAAUUUUGAAGCCCUGUCUGAAUCUGAAGCCGUGGGUAGGUGCAUCUGAACGACACAGUCACCGUCGUUAUCACCGUCACGAUGAAGGGUCACAACUAAUCGAAACAUUACGCACCAAAAUCGAGAGCUUUCCGAGAGCAGACUGCCGAGUACUCGAGGACGUUGAUGCUUUGAUAGACAAAGAUUUGCCUCGCAUGAAGCACCAGAGUUUGAGGGCACUCGAGGAUGAAGGAGACGGGUUGGUCGUAGAAAUAGAGCGGGACAUACUGGACACGCUCGUCCAAGAAACGGCCGUGGCCAUGGCAUGAUUACAUGUAUGUGGACCGUGCGGUCUAAUUUGUUCAAAAGAUGACGAGACAGCCGACCCAGAAAGCAUAUGGGUCAUUCACGUGAUGAGAUGCUCGAUGUGGGUCAGAUCACCAGGGGGAUGGGGACUCCUUGAAAAGGGGCUCCACCGAUUACACGUAGGACAGCAGGUCGGGAGUUCGACAAUGGCGCGGCCUCCGAUUGGCUCAGACUCUUCUGGGGCAGAGGAAUCCAUUUGCAUUUGCCUUAUUGUAUAUUCAUCGGAGGGGCUUUGUAAUUAAGGACAGUAUUAAUAUAAUAAACUGUUAGCGUAUUACU
This is a messenger RNA of Rhodamnia argentea, 2548 nucleotides long. RefSeq lists its product as uncharacterized. The record is from RefSeq and is a predicted model, not a curated record. Lineage: Eukaryota; Viridiplantae; Streptophyta; Magnoliopsida; Myrtales; Myrtaceae. The coding region runs from base 103 to 2232 and encodes 709 amino acids. The transcript has 4 exons.